AUGUAUAGUGACAGGAUUGGGACUGGACCCAAUUCAAGUAUAAAAUUGAGUGACACUAUAAACAUGUGCAAUCAUCUACGACAAGAUCUUCCUGGCUAUGAGCUACGACAGAAUCCACAUUUCAGAUCCCAUUCAGAACCAGUUGGCAACACAUCGAAAAAUACAACACAUUACAGACGUCCAUUCACAGCUGAUAACGAAAUAACCCAUGUUUCUGAUAGUGAAGAAGAUUUAGAGGUACUACCGUUGAGUACUACUUCACAAUCGACGUUUCAAACAAAAUUGAAUUCGGUAUUGCCUACUUUCACUAUGGAAGAGGACUACUUGGACUACAAUGGCAGUGGUACGGUACAAUCUCAGUUGAGUAAUGAAAAUUUCCAUUCUGUUGACUUUGUCCUGGGUGGUGACGAAAAGUACUUUUCCGGGGGUGGGAUUGCAACACGAAAAUUAAAUCCCUGUUCAUCGUUACUGGGUAAUGAUGGACUGCAAGGAAAUGAAAGUGAGAGGGGAGUAAAUGCAGACUAUACAGGAGCCUCUAAUGGCAGUGAUGAUGAUGUGAUUUUGAUUGGUAGUGACCGGGUGAUAACAGAGGACUGUUCAAGUGGUAUCAACUCCGAGUUAGAGAGAAAUAUUGAUCUUCAUGAAGAUGAUACUACAGAGGAGUUGGAAAAGGCUGAAAUGUUGAAAGACGUGGUUGACAGUAGAAUUUUGAGUCCAAUUCAUGAGCAGAAAUUUGAUCCAAGUGAGAUUGACAAAUGUUCAACUCCUAUCAUUGAUGAGACGAUGAUUAAAAGUGAAAAAAAGAGUGAAGUUUGUAGUGGUAAACUGGAGCUGGUCUCGAGUAUUUGUGGUGGUUAUGUAAAACUAGAACCUGAUACAUAUACAGAUGUGAAAUUGACACGAGGUUACGUGGAUCAAAAAGAAUCAAACGAAAGCAAGAACAUAAAGAAUAGACUUGAAGUUAAACGAGAGCGUUCUAGGAGUGAGGCUGAGUCCGAAAGAUCCAAUGUGAAGCAAGUGAAGAAGGAGAGUUUAGCAAGAAAGUUCAUGGUGUUGGAAACAAAAGAUGAGGGUAAAUCUACUGAUGUGUGCAUUGACGGGCAAGAAAGUGGUAUGAAAAAUGUGGGAGGACCCACUGCCAUACAUGAUAACAAACAAGAGCAUAGAACCAAAGACGAAAGAACUGACCUAUCUCAAUCCUCCCAUGAUUCACCUUCUUUGCGAGUUGGUGUCAAAUCCCCGGAUCAAGAGAAUAAACAACAAGUAAAUCCAAUCCUUAAAAGAAAGAGAAUUGCAUCUAAACCACUUUCUGCCAUUAUCAACACUCCAAAAACAAGAGUUGGUUUAUCUAAAAGAAUCAAGGUGGAGCCUUUACAUGAAAAAAUCAAAAGAAAGAACUAA
Molecule: messenger RNA, 1401 nt
Organism: Lodderomyces orthopsilosis Co 90-125
Lineage: Eukaryota; Fungi; Ascomycota; Pichiomycetes; Serinales; Debaryomycetaceae
Exons: 1
Coding region: 1-1401 (466 amino acids)
Source: RefSeq, a predicted model, not a curated record